Messenger RNA from Salvelinus namaycush (lake trout), 2127 nucleotides. Its product is annotated as coiled-coil domain-containing protein 103-like. Gene Ontology annotation, biological process: determination of left/right symmetry; inner dynein arm assembly; epithelial cilium movement involved in extracellular fluid movement. NCBI's taxonomy places the organism in Eukaryota, Metazoa, Chordata, Actinopteri, Salmoniformes, Salmonidae. Gene Ontology annotation, cellular component: outer dynein arm. The record is from RefSeq and is a predicted model, not a curated record. The transcript is spliced from 8 exons. Bases 1120 to 1950 code for a protein of 276 amino acids.
AUCUGUUCUAAAAACGUAAAGUACAAGGUUGCCAACAAACAACGCAUACAAAGUAGCACGAUCAACUCACCACGUAGCUUAUUCUUAAUGUUUGUCCAUAGGCUGCCAGAGUGAGAACAGACAUUUUCGGAAUAAACGUGGGUACAGGGUCCUGGAGCAAAAUUGAGGCAAAUUAGGGUUAAGUGCCUUGCUCAAGGACACAUCGACAGAGUUUUCACCUUGACAGCUCAGGUGGACCUAAAAUGCCAGCAUAAUACAAGGUCCAGUUCAGCCAUAAGUACCAACCACACAUGUUGUGGUGCAAUAAUGUACUUCAUCCCGAAGAGGUCUAUUCAUACCCAACGAAGAGAAUCAAGAUCUCCAUAUGAAAGAAGGUUACCUCUUUCAUGGGUGUCUAAGGAAUAACGACAACCACAGUCUGACAGGUGCUGAAGAGGUGAAAUGUGUCAGCGGACACCAUUGAGAAAUUGACAAAGCUGUUUGAAAUAGGCCACUCUCAGCUCUAAAGAUGAUCAAAUAUGAGUUGCAAGUGGAUUAUGGAGACAACCAUGUGCAUGCCUCUGUGGACUGCUCCAUUUGCCCCACCUUCAAUUCUGCUACAAGUCAGUUGCUUGACACACUUCAACUGCUGAUACAUAUAGUGUAUUUACAUGCUAUCACCAGAAAUCUAUUGCUUUAGGUGUGUUCCUCAUUUGUCCAUUACAGAUUGUACCACAAGCUUUUCAAAGAAGCAUGGGUUGCGUCGUAUGUAGAGAAGAAGAUUGAUGAUUCUAACGAGAAUCUGGAUAACUGCAAUGAAGAAGAAUCUUCACCCGAAUGCUAUGUUUUCAUGUAACUGAAUAAAUGUUCCUCAAUAACUGAAUAAAUCCACAAUUACGCAACAUUAUCCCUGACAGGCAAUAUAGAAGACUAACAAUCUGGUUGUCUGAUGGUUGUAAUUCUCUCCUCCUACAAUAGACUGUGGCAACGCUUCUGAGGACACUGUUGAAAUCGAGUGUGCUCCCGUUUCUGUUGUAAACAGCUCAGGUACAUCUGGAAAACCAGCUGAGGGGGUGACGUUAGAGGAAGACUGGAUGGAGAUCUUUGAAGACCUCAAAAAGAAGAUGAGGGAGGAUCCUGAUGGAUGACUCUCCUGAGGUUAUAAACUUCUCAGCCCUGGAGCGUGAGUUGCAGUCUGCUGUUGAAGUGGACAAGAAAUAUCAAAGAGAAAAUGAUGCAAAGUUUCGGGCUCUACACCAGAAGGUCGGAACUUACGAGGAGUUUAGGGACAUAGUCCUGGCAUCCAACCUGAAACCACUGGACAGGAAGGAUAAAGCCGGAGCUCCCCGCAAACAGCCCUGGAAUGCUCUCGCCUCCACUGACAAAGGGCAGAACCAGACUAGCUGUGAUGAAAUAGGCCUAAAGCCUCCGUUGUCCGAGUUCCAGCCCAGGACAGCAUCAGAGUUCAGCCGGGACUGGCGCAGGUUUGGCAGUGAAAACCCAGAAGAUAAAUACAACCUCCUGCUCUCCCUAGGGGGAGAGGGCCUUCAGAACAUCUUCAGGGCUGAGGUGGGGUUCGGACUACUGGGGGAAUUUCUUGUGUUCCUUUCCAGUGGUCUCCAGCCUGGGGAUGAGGCCACGGUGAUAGGGGUGCUGGAGGGGCUGUCCAAGACCCCCAGGUUUGGCCUCAAUAUGUGCCUCCUGAGCCGAGCUGAGAGGGAGGCAUGUGGAGAGCUGUUUCAGAACCUGAGGAAAGCAUCAGCAGCAGGGAAUAGCAGUGUCAAAGGAUCCAAAGGGGAUGUCAUUGUCCAUGGAAGUAAUGUGGAAGAGGUUAAAGAGACACAAGAUGCUGAGCCAGAGACUCUGUUUCCAGGACAGACCAGUGAGGCUGCCGGAAGAAGCAGUGAUACUGAAACUUUAAAUGGUAUAAUGCAGUUGUAUGGGGUUCAAACGGUCUCUCCUCCUCAGUAAGAAACAUUACUCAAACCCAUAUUGGACUUGUUUUUUUUUCAGAAAUAACAAUGACUGUUACUAUACAUUGUAGAGCUUUAUGUGGUUGCAAAAACUUUAAUAUAAUUUGUUUGUUCUUUAUUCUGAAGUGUAUAAUAUGUAUAAGUUAUAUGAAAGACAAUGUUCACCACUAUGCAA